AUGAGUGUGGGUUGCCAAGCCUACACCCUGGAGGGCCAGCUCUGCACCGCCCUCACCAACGUCUACGACCUCAUUUACACCACAGGAGACCAGAGCCUACGCGUUUAUGCCUCCGAGGAACUCCAUAUUAGCAUGACAUAUCUCAGAGGUGUUUCCAAGACUGGCAGAUUUUUGACUACCUCGACAACCAGUACCUCAACUUCAACCUCAACUACGUCAACUACAACGGCAACCACAUCCAUCACUACCAGUACUUCCCCUGCCCCUACUACCACAUCAACUACCACGGCGCCGCCAGGAUGCCUCACCUCCCCUAUAGCAAAUGAAGACCGUGUCCUUGAGGGUCCUUCAGGCAGCCUCCUGGUGGACAACACGACCUUCUACGUAAACAACCAGGACUGCUCGUGGAGGAUCAUCGUCGCCGACGGCUAUUUCGUCAACAUCACCUGGCUGAACUUUGACGUCGAGCCCUCCUUCGACUCAGUGAGAGUGGCGGACCCUUGCUUGCCGUUCGACUAUUAUGCGUGGGAAUACUACGAUGGCAACACUCUUCCUCCAAACAUGUUAUCAACAAGCAACCAAAUGGUGAUUCAUUUUUCUUCGGACAGUUCGGUCAUUUACCCGGGCUUUUCGCUCGCGUACGAGGCGGUCAACUAAUUACUCUACAGUAUAAUAAGUCUGUAAGGGAGGUCAGCGAUGGACGAAGUCUUGGAGAUAUUUUAUGGAAAGCAAGAUAAAAGCUGAGAGAGACAAAG
This is a messenger RNA of Penaeus chinensis, 755 nucleotides long. Its product is annotated as cell wall protein DAN4-like. The transcript has 6 exons. NCBI's taxonomy places the organism in Eukaryota, Metazoa, Arthropoda, Malacostraca, Decapoda, Penaeidae. Bases 1 to 657 code for a protein of 218 amino acids. The record is from RefSeq and is a predicted model, not a curated record.